AUGAAAUUUAUGACUAUCAAUUUUCUAGAUAUGCGUGUUUGUUCGAUACGAAAACUAUUUUAUAUUCGAUAUGCCGGCAAACGACAUCGUUAUAUUUUUCAUAAAUUUACAUUUGCUCUCAGUUUUAUCGUCUGUUGCUUUUCUCUUUCAUCUAUAAUCUAUAUUAUUUAUUUAACUCCUACACAUGAUCCACUAUUCGGUACUUAUAAUUCAUGUUUGAUUGAAAAUUUACUAGCUUAUUGUAUGUCAGACAGUACACCUUGUCGUCUAGAUAUUGAUAAAGCAGUUGAUCAUUAUUUUAAAACAUUAAAAAAUAAAUUUUCAAUGUUAUUAACUUAUCAUCCAAUUAUUGAUUGUGAAAAUGGUCGUUAUUUAUUAUUAAAUGAUUCUUUAACAUCACAUGUUUGGCAUGGUACUGGUUCACAAUUAAUGUGGUAUUUAGGUAUUAUAAAUAUAGCCUAUUCAUUAAAUUUAACAUUAAUACAUUUAGAUUGGGGUGCAGAACAUACUGAUCAAGAAAAUAAUUUAGAUAGAGAAAAAUACUGGCAAUUUUUUGAUUGGGAAAUUCCAUAUUCAGCUUAUCUUUCAUGUCCAGAAAAUUCAUCUGUUAAACAAAAUAUAUUUAUAUAUGAUUUAAUGUGGAAUCAAACAUAUGAUCAACAUCAUUUUGGUAAACAACCAUACACAAUUAAAUCUCAUUUUAAAACAUUAUUUGAUAAUUUUACAAAUAAUCUUAAAAAUAAUAGUAAAAAUAUUGAUAAGAAAAAACAUAAUGGUUUUACAUUAUUUUCAAGACAAACUUUUACAAUUACAUCAUCAUUAAUGGAAACGGGUGUUGUAUUUGAAAUUCGUUGGUGGUUACAACAUCGUAAAUUAUUUAAUGAAUAUACUGGCGUUUGGGCAGGUAUACCCGUUUUAUCAAACUACUUACCAACUGAUUAUUUUCAAUAUAUCAUUACAAAUAAUAAUACAAAUAAAAGUACAAUAACUAAUGACUUAAUUCAAUCUUUUAAACCUAUUCAAUGUUCAUCAAUUAAUGUACAUGAUAUUUUGUUGAUUGGAGUACACAUACGUCAUGGUGAUGUUAUAAAACGAACGCGCGAAGGUCGUAUUAGUUCAAUUAUGCUUAAUCGUUAUGUUGCUAAUUCAGCUUAUAUACCAUUAAUAAUAUUUAUUAUUAAUGCUCUUCCACUUGAAUUACGAGCAAAAAAUAAUUAUUUAAUUACAAUAUAUAGUGAAGGUAUAAUAAAUGAUUUUAAUGAUAUACUAAUUGAUUUACAAAAAGCAUUACCUAAUUCACGUUGUCGUUUGUCAUUUUUUUUAAAUGGUCGAACAUCUGAAACAUUUAAUCGUUUAUUACGUGAAGAUAUUUUAAUUGGUGGAUUAAGUACAUUUAGUAUGGCAACUGGUAUAUUUAAUAGUCGACAAUUGAAAUUAAUGCCGUAUCAUAAUCAAGCUAGAGUACAUGGAAUGAGAAAUUAUUUGAGUUUAGGUUUAAAUAAAGAGCAUACUCAAUUUCGAAUAACAAAGGACAAACAACAUUUAAUAAGGCAAAGAAUAGAAUAUGUUUGGCAACAAAAACAAGCACAACAAAGUACGUCUACUCCAUUGUGGCUAAAUAAUUAUUCACAAGAUUAUCCAGAAGAAUACAUGUUGAUUUAA
Molecule: messenger RNA, 1662 nt
Organism: Didymodactylos carnosus
Lineage: Eukaryota; Metazoa; Rotifera; Eurotatoria; Philodinida; Philodinidae
Source: the annotation of a GenBank genome assembly